AUGUCUCGUCUUCGUGAUCCAGCGGAACAUCAAUGGGUUGAUAUAAUGCGAAGGACAGACGACAGAUGGACACUAAGAACUCUGGAAUGGAUGCCUUGCGAAGCAAAACGUCCUCGAAGAAGGCCACCGACCAUAUGGGUUGACGUGUUCGUUGUAGGGGUGGAGCAGCUAAAUUCUCAGUUUGUAACGAGUCAUGGAUCUAGACCUCGCGAACGUCGCCGCCACAGUCUAAUACCAACAUCGUGGAUGACGCUAGCGAAAGACAAAAACGAAUGGAAACAACGCUGGGGCCUGCACGACGACUGA
This is a messenger RNA of Strongylus vulgaris, 306 nucleotides long. NCBI's taxonomy places the organism in Eukaryota, Metazoa, Nematoda, Chromadorea, Rhabditida, Strongylidae. The record is from the annotation of a GenBank genome assembly.